AUGCCUCCAGUUACUUUAACAUCAGAUGUCACUGCUCCACCAUACACUCUAUCCGAUUGCACAGACCAAGAAAAACUAUCUAAUCUCACCGAACCAACUCAUCCAAUUUUUAAUCUUUGUCUUCCAAAAUGUAUAAAUGCUUUAAAAUAUUAUAGAUCUCUUAAGGAGGAUCCUAUCAACCAAGUCAAAUAA
Molecule: messenger RNA, 192 nt
Organism: Cavenderia fasciculata
Lineage: Eukaryota; Evosea; Eumycetozoa; Acytosteliales; Cavenderiaceae
Exons: 1
Coding region: 1-192 (63 amino acids)
Source: RefSeq, a predicted model, not a curated record